This is a messenger RNA of Pungitius pungitius (ninespine stickleback), 8914 nucleotides long. Its product is annotated as death-inducer obliterator 1-like. Bases 262 to 8613 code for a protein of 2783 amino acids. The transcript has 17 exons. Lineage: Eukaryota; Metazoa; Chordata; Actinopteri; Perciformes; Gasterosteidae. Gene Ontology annotation, biological process: DNA-templated transcription; apoptotic signaling pathway. The record is from RefSeq and is a predicted model, not a curated record.
CUGAUGGUAUCCUCUAAGCCGUCAGCCAUCUGCCGCAGUCAGUUAGCUAGAUCCAGCGGGAAUGGAAAAUGGAGGACUGACCGAAGAGCGAGGGCAAAUCGUCUGUAUUUCUUGCGUGUAGGUGGGUAGAAGGCAACCGUCUACUAAAUUGGCAAAUAUUCUUUUGCCUUGUACCAAGACUGAUGAUUUCUGGUUUGAGGCCUUUGUUUUGUAUGAAAAAGAUCUCUGCUGAUCAUCGCUGCUGAACCACAGUAGUGAUCUAUGGAGGCGAAUGCGAGCCCUGAGCUCUCUCUAGCUCCUCAGCCAGUGCAGAGUCAGCACCCUAUGGAUGCCUGCUCUCAAGGGUUUGAAGAAGGGUUUAAGGAGCAGAUUCUGACAGAAAGCAAGAAUGUGGCCAAAGAGACCUUAGAGGAGCCUGAAAAUAAAUCCGCCAGGGCCAACAGCGAAGUAAAGAAGACUUGGUCUUUUCGGCGCUCCACUGUUGCAAAAAGAGAGAUGCCAGUGGAGGCGGCAACCGAUCCUGAUAGCCGCUGUCCCGUGCGUCGCAGUGGCAGGCAGCCAAAGCGCACAGACAAACUGGAAGAAUUCCUCUCAACCGCAAAGAGAGCACAGAGAAAGAGUGCCCCUCCUAGCCUGGAAAGCGGUGACCCUCCUUCCCAAACCCCGACCGACGCAGAGACUGCCUCGGAGGCCAGCUUCGAUGGUAACGCUGACACCAAGGCUCUGGAGGACAAGGUAGAGUCCCCAGAGAGGAGGACGAGAAGUGGCGCAAGGAAACAGAUCCAGAGAAGAGGUCGAGGGGGCAGGCGGACCAGAGGAGGAGGAGGAGGUGCUGGUGGUGUGGCGGCUGUCAAAAAUGAGGGAAGUUCUGACAACGAGGACAGCAGAGACGCUGCUAAGAAAGAAGAGUUAAUGGAUCACCAGGAGAAAAAAGAUGAGACUUCUCCCAGUACAGAAGCUUUAGUGAGCACUAACGCAGAGCAGCUUCCGCCAGAGCAGGACUCUGACAGGAAGGAGGAUGUCGAGCAGAAGACUGAACAUGCAGAGGAAGAUGACAAAGUGGAAACAGAAGAUGAGACGGAUGGUGAGACGGACGAUGAAAACCCGGACAAGCCUUCAGCCUUGUUGGUCAAACGUGGACCAAUAAGAACAUAUGUCAAUAAAAAGAGAGCAGCCGAUAAGGGCGCAAACCCUGUUAAAGGGUCUGCCGCUGCUUCUGUUACCGCCGGCAACAAAGUCCCCACUCCUGUCAAGAGAGAAACCAAACCUAAAGCCACCCAAGCCGCUGGAAUGACACACAAGCCUCAAACACAAGAGGACAAUAAUGAGAAUGACUCCUCAACAUCUUCAUCCUCCUCAUCGUCAUCGUCAUCCAUCGAUUCCGACGAGGGAGGUUACGACCCCAACGCCCUUUACUGCAUCUGUCGGCAGAAACACAACAAACGGUUCAUGAUCUGCUGCGACCGUUGCGAGGAGUGGUUCCAUGGAGACUGCGUAGGCAUCACCGAGGCUCGCGGGCGCCUGAUGGAGAGAAAUGGCGAGGACUACAUCUGCCCUAAUUGCACCGCCAAGAAAAACCAGGUGGUGAGACCUGCCACGUCCAUCCUUUCUACAAGUACAGAUCCAGAGAAGCCCAAAGCGCCGACGUUUUCUGCCGGGACCUCUGCCGAGAAAACCGACAUCAAUCUUUCAGCUGUUCAGGCUUUGGCGGCCUCUCCUUCCUUCACUGGAGCUGAAGAGAAGGGAGCAGAGGACAUUGGCAUCAAAGGCCGGAUAGAGAAAGCCACGAACCCGACGGGGAAAAAGAAGAUAAAGAUCUUUCAGCCGUCCCUACAGCAGCCAGCCCAGCCAAAGGCAGACCAGAAAGUAGCUGCAACCGCCGACAAGAAGGCUGCAAGCAAAGCGGACCAGAAAGCGGCGGCAGACGCCGAGGAGAAAGUGGCCUCCAAUGUGGAGGUGAAGACCACACCGACAGCGGAGGCCCCAAAGGGGAAGGAGACGGAGGACUUGUCCCUCCCCAAAUGUAUUGGGCCCGGCUGUGAGAAUCAUGCCCAACCGGACUCUGUCUACUGCGGCAACGGCUGCAUCCUGAGACACGCGGCUGCAGCCAUGAAGUCCAUCACCGAAGAGCCCAAGCAGAAGGACACGGCCAAGGCGCAGAAAACCCUGGCGGCACCAAAGAAGAGCGUCGCUGGCAGGAGGAGGACGCAGAAGAAAACCCAGGAGGAGGAGUCUGAUGAGGAGGAGUCGGAGAGCGAGGAAGGCCACAGCGCGGAUCCAGGCGAUGACAGCGAAGAUGAGCAUGCCGAGGAGCACCCGCCCCCGCCGGCCACUGCGUCAUGGUCCAGCGACCAUAAUUACAUUGCAGUGACACCAGAAAAGACUACACCCAUAUCACCAACAGUGUUAAACAAAAAGUCCCCCCCCAAAGAAGACAAGCAGAGCGAGAAGGAACAGAAAGAGAAGGAUCCGGCCCCUGACGACCCUCCACCUGCGUCCCCCACGCCAGUCAAAGGGAACAAGAAGUCCCCGACUGCAAAAGCAGCCAAGGUUACCCCGAAGGGCAAGAAGCCUUCCCCUCAGGCCAGCGGCUCCAAGGUGUCCAAGAAACCAGCGGCUCCCUCCAGCAAAACUGCAGCAAAGUCCAAGAAACAAGGCCAGGCGCCGUCCCGCGCUCCGUCCCGCUUCCCCCCCGGUCCCAUCCACGUCACGGGAGCCCUGAGAGUCACCAAGUCCAACUUCACCAUUCCCAAGAAGGCUGCGCAGCAGAAGGAGGCCCCCCCCCCGAGCAAGUCCACCGCCUCCCCCCGGGUCCCGACAUCUCCGGGCCCCGGCGCUCCCUCCGGCCACUCCUCCAGGCUCCCGCAUUCGGCCGCGUCGGCGCCCGCCGCGUCCCCCGCGCAGCAGCCCCCCAACAACCAGAUGAGAACGAACAUCCGCCGCUCCCUGACGGACAUCAUCUACAAGAGGGUGAGCGACAGCGACGACCUGAAAAAGACGGAGGCCGAGGUGGCGAAGCUGUCGUUCUCCAUCGAGAAGGAGAUGUUCAACCUCUGUCUUAACACCGACAGCAGGUACAAGAACAAGUACCGCUCCCUCAUGUUCAACCUGAAAGACCCGAAGAACAAGGGCUUGUUCUACAGGGUGGUGGGCGGGGAGGUGAGCCCCUUCAGACUGGUGAGACUGAGUGCGGAAGAGUUGCUUUCCAAAGAGAUAUCCGAGUGGAAGAAGCCCGACGCUGGGGAGGGCCAGUCACCCGGUGCAAGGGCCCGUUCGGGCCACUCCAAACUGGGCAACAGGCAUGAUGCGGGCCCACAUAGCAUGGACAUGGAGGACGCUCCACCCACGUCCGAUACAGAUGUAUGUAACUCAGCCGCCACUUCUGCUUCUCGCAUGGCUUCUGCUGCAGACCCGGAUGAGUGUGGUGCCGCUCCCUCGGCCUCGGCUCAGCCCUCCGUUGCGGAGGGGAACAGCGGCAUGCUCGACAUUUUCGGUACCAUGCUCAAAGACACCACUUCUCAGCACAGGACUCACCUGUUUGAUCUCAACUGUAAAAUAUGCACAGGUCAGAGGUCGGAAGAUGAGCCUUCAGCUAAGAAAGCUAAGCUGGCAAAGAAGCCCGACGGUCGACCCGCCCGACAAGAGCAGCAUCCGUCGAGGCCUGGGGAUGCGUCUCCUGGCGGCCACGCCCCCCCGGCUUACCCGCACCAGGACCCUCCGUCCUACCCGGCCCCCAGCGUGGAGCCUGCCGUCCCAGAAUCGCUGCAGCAGCUGGACUUCAGCAUGCUGGCCCCUCAGAACCAGGUCUCCGCACCCAUCGCCCCGACCGUGUCCUCCGUCAGCAUCAGCCGCAGAGACCCGCGCAUGGCCAGGCACGGCGCCGCUGCGGGCGUCGCCCACCCUGCCGCGGAGAAGCCCGUCAACCCCUCGGCAGAGCCGCCCGCAGCUCCCGUCGGGGGCCCGGGGGACGUUGCGCCCAAGGCACUGCUGCCGAUGCCCCCGGCUCCGCCGCCUUUAGUCGCCGCCUCCAAAACGGCAAAAGCAAGUACAUCUGCGCCUCCUCCUGAUGGCGAGACGGCGAUCUUCCUCCACGGUCAAGAGAAGAUCUGGAGAGGAUUGAUCGACAUGCAAUCUGUGGCCAAGUUUGUGACCAAGGCUUAUCUGGUGUCAGGAUCCUUUGAGCACUUGAAAGAGGAUUUGCCAGACGUGGUCCAUGUUGGAGGACGGAUAUCUCCGAGCACCGUGUGGGAUUACGUUGGGAAACUCAAAACCUCGCUGUCCAAGGAACUGUGUCUGAUCCGUUUCCACCCAGCCACAGAGGAGGAGGAGGUGGCGUACGUCUCACUGUUCUCUUACUUUAGCAGCAGGAAAAAAUUUGGUGUGGCUAAAAACAACCGUCGUAUCAAAGACCUCUACCUCAUCCCACUGAGCUCAAAGGACCCAUUACCAUCUAAACUCCUCCCGUUUGAUGGGCCAGGGCUUGAACCAGCUCGUCCAAACCUCCUCUUGGGGCUCCUGAUCUGCCAGAAGGACCGAAAGCGCGCCGGUGCACCGUUGGAAAUGGAGGAGAAACGCUCAAAGACUCAAACCAAAGAUGCAGAGGACACUGGCCUUCCAAAGCUAUCUCCUUCUGUCAGAACAGAAAGAAGCUCACGGCAGAGUCUUAAGAUCCCCUUCAGCACUACUCCUCCGGGGUCACCUCCACCCAGCUCCUCUGAGACCUCAAGCAGCAGUGUGGCCACCUCCUCGGUCCUUCCCUUUUCAUCCUCUCUCAGAGCUACAAGCACAUCCACUACUACUGGCAGGGACUCACCAUCUUCAUCCAGCUCUAUUGCAACUGCUACUCCUCUUCAGACCAUCCUCAAAACCCUUUUUGGGAAGAAGAAUCAUGACUCCGAGGCGUCCAACUCCCCGUCUGAUCAGGGUGGGGAACUCACUAUGCAGAGCACUGCAAUGCUAGACCCUAUUGUGCAGCAGUUUGCACAGAGUUCUAAAGGGAAACAAGUCGAGGUAGAUGAAGAUGACAGACCGUACGAUCCAGAAGAGGAGUAUGACCCAGGUCGGGGCUACAGUGCGCCAAAGAAGCCUGCUGAGGUCCCAAGCAAACCUGACCUCACUAAGCAAUUUGAUGAGGCUAAAAAUGAAUGUGAUGAUGUGGCGUAUGACCCAGAAGAUGACUCCAUUUUUGAAGAUGUCAAACCGGUAGUACCAGCUCAAGUUCAGGUUGCCACUGAGUCUAUGGCUGAUCCACAAAAAAUCUUGGAGAACCUUAAAAAGAUCGGGGAGCAAGUGUUCCAGAAGCAGGGAGAACAGCCCACGUCUUCUAUGGGGAAAGCCAGUUUGGCCUCAGUGUCACUUUCAGACACACUCUUUAGUCAACCUACCAAAUCGCUUUUGGCAAAUACUCAGCUCCUGCAGCUUGGCAAAAAGGUUGACGAACUAGUGAAGUCUUCAUCGGUUCCUCCCAUGAUCAACCAAAACAGGGAUCCCCGACAAAGCAGGGAUCCUCGCCAGGCCGCGUCAGGCCGGAAGCCCUCUGAUGAACCUGAAGAUCAAGAGGAAACAUCUGCUUUGAUGGAGGCUUCUGGUCCUUUCCCUAAAGCUGUAGUUCAAGAACCUCAGCCGUCAGACGUACCUGAACUCGCAGACUCCUCAGAAGGCCCGGAUACGGCGCCGCCUCGCGAUGAAGUGAAAAGUGAGACGUUGCCCUUCUUGCAGUCAGACGAGAAGGAGGUAGCCAUUCCGUUGUUAGGAGAGGAGGUGGAACCUGACAUGGAGGUAAACUACAUGAUCGAGGACGAAGUGAAACUGGAGGAACCUGAGCCAAUCAAGGCGGAAACUGAGCUGGACAAGUAUAGUAUUUGGCCCAACGCCGCCAGUAUUUUAAAAGCUAGUGAGGAAUCCGAUUAUGAAGAGAACAGCCAAGACGCAUCAAGCCAUAGUUAUUAUGAUGAGCCCGCGAACACCUCCACGAUCCCAGUACUCACUCAGAGCACAACAAUGGCUGACUCUCCCAAGUCGCUCGAGCCGUAUCACUUGCCCCGUCAGAUGUCAGGUUAUGACAGCGAGUAUAGACCUCCAGCUGACAUCCCCCCACCGUCCAACUUCCCCCCGCCCCAUCCGAUGCAGGGGCAGAGCCUGAUGAUACGGCCUCCUCCGAUGUCCAUGCCUCCUCCCAUGCAAGGUCUUCCCCCAAUGUCAGGCCAGCCGAUGCAGGGACCCCCUCCACCCAUGCAUGUUCCUCCCCCCGUACGCGGCCCUCUCCCCAUGCAGGUUGAUAACAGCCAGCAAUAUGGUCCGCCGCCAGCUGCAUACCCCCCCUAUCGGAACCAGUGGCCAGGCUCCCAACCUCCACUGCAGCAGCAGCAGCAGCAUCCGCCUCCUCGACUGCCACCUCAGAAUAUCAUGCCACUCAGAGGACCACCACCCUUCCCUCAGAUGGCCCAGAGAGGCCCUGCUCCUCAGAUGUUCAAUCCCCCCAUUCCCCAACAGCACAUAGGACAGCAAGGCCUCCCCCAGGGCCUCCCUCCAGGCCUCCCCCCACCUCCUUCUUUUGAAGGACCGAACAGUUUACCUCCACCAAGAUUCGCUGGUCCUCCACCGCCAUUUAGUUUCCCCGCAAACAGAGGUCCUCCCCCACCUUUCACUGGGCCACCUCCCGGCCCCUUUGAAAACAGGCUGCCUCCUCCUUCCCACUUCGCAGGGCCCAGGGGUCCCCCGCCAUCUCAGUACGGUGACCGCGGGGCUCCACCCCCGAUUGUAGACCAACCUCGAGGCCCUGCAGAACACUACAACAGAGACAUUUCUAAUUCUUACAAGCAAAGUGUGGACCAGAAUCCAAACCCCCUCCAUAUGUUUAAAGACAAUCACGGUCCCCCGUCGGGUCCAGCAUACCGAGGACCUACACCUAACCAGUACGAGGACAGACGAGGGCCUCCUUCCAGCGGGGAGAUGAGCGGACAGCACUUCAAUCCACACAACCAGUACGAAAGCCCCAGGCCACACUCCCCGCCCACACACCGAGGAUCGUUUGAUGAGCACCGAGGACCCCUCCCUCAGGAGAAUAGACCCCACCCCACUCAGCGCUUCGGAGGAUCAGAGCGGUAUCGCUUAGACAGGCACUCUGAUGAGGCCAGACCUGUUCGCCACACUGGGCCCCUAUUGCCAACUCCUCCAGAGGCUCCCAUAGGUACCCCAAGUCGCAUGGGGGCCCAUAGUCCUGAUGCGCACCGCAACGAGCCCUGGCGCCGCCACUCUCCUGAAAUGAGGAGAAGGAGCAGCGCCAACCGAGAGGAAUUGGACCCACGCAUCGGAGACCGCUUUAGUCGCUUUGACGGAGGGCACAGAGAACCUGCUCCUGGUCCCACACAACCCUCAGAAGAGAGACAAAGGGAGCUUCCCGACGACUGCCGCAGGGAACGAGAGCGGCCCCCGUGGGACAGGGCACAGGGCAAGCGGUGGAGCAGAGAGCGAGAGUGGGAUAGAGUCAGAGAAAGGGACCGCGAUCCAGAGCGAAUCCGAGAAAGGGACCGUGAUCCGGAGCGUAGCCGAGACAGAGACCGGGAUCUGGAACGGACCAGAGAAAGGGACCGCGAUCCGGAGAGAAACCGAGAAAGAGAUCCUCGAGAAAGAGAUCCGGCUUCGGAGCGUCCUCGCGAAAGAGAUCAGAACCCGGAGCGUCCUCGAGAAAGAGACCAGAAUCCGGAGCGUCCUCGAGAAAGAGAUCCGGCUUCGGAGCGUCCUCGCGAAAGAGAUCCGGCUUCGGAGCGUCCUCGCGAAAGAGAUCAGAAUCCGGAGCGUCCUCGAGAAAGAGACCAGAAUCCGGAGCGUCCUCGAGAAAGAGAUCCGGCUUCGGAGCGUCCUCGCGAAAGAGAUCCGGCUUCGGAGCGUCCUCGCGAAAGAGAUCAGAAUCCGGAGCGUCCUCGAGAAAGAGACCAGAAUCCGGAGCGUCCUCGAGAAAGAGACCAGAAUCCGGAGCGUCCUCGAGAAAGAGACCAGAAUCCAGAGCGUCCUCGAGAAAGAGAUCCAGCUUCGGAGCGUCCUCGCGAAAGAGACCCGAAUCCGGAGCGUCCUCGCGAAAGAGACCCGGCUUUGGAACGUCCUCGAGAAAGAGACUUGGAUUCAGAGCGUCCUCAAGAAAGUAAUCAGGAUUCAGAGCGUAACCGGGAGAGAGACCGCGAUCCAGUGCGGGGCCAAGAAAGAGACCGCAGCAGAGCGAGGGAGGGAGAGAGGCGCAGGGAGACGGAGGGGGAGCGUCACAGAGAUCAAGACACAGACAAAAGGAGAGAGCGGCACAGAGAGCGGGAAAGAGACAGAGUCAGGGAUUCUGACCGAAGGGAUCCCGACCGCGACAGGGCGAGGAACCGGGACCGGGAGCGCGACAGAGAGCGCGACAGGAGACGGGACAGGUCCCGCAGCAGAGAGCGGGAGCGGGACAGAGACCGUGGGAAAGAGCGGGGCAGAGACAAGGAGAGGGAGAAAGACAGAGACAAGGACCGAGAUCGUCGCGACAGGAGCCGAAGCAGAGACAAGAGGGAGGAGAAGAAAGACAGUAAAAAUGAUGCAACCAGGAAGGGAGAGAAAACGGCUGAAGCUGACAAGAACACGUCCUAGUCUCUGCUUCGAAGACACUACACGUCAAUCCAUCACCAGUUGUAUCACUGUAAAUGUAGAUGAGCAGUAUUUGGUUAAAUUUCCACACUUGUGUUCGUAGUAGGAAGAGAAAGAAAAAAAAAAAACAAUGACAAUGUUUGUAUUUUUUUUUUGUCACUUAAAGGUUUCUAACUUUGUUUUAUCACAUUUGCAGAAGGAUAAAUAUCCUUGGGCCAUCUAAGUUGCUUGUCUUCAAGCUGUAUUAAGUAGGCUACUGAAUCCUAUUACAUGUACAUUUCUCCUGUCCAAGCAGUUUUUUUUU